Abrus precatorius (Indian licorice) is the source of this 3026-nucleotide messenger RNA. RefSeq lists its product as uncharacterized. The record is from RefSeq and is a predicted model, not a curated record. The transcript has 8 exons. NCBI's taxonomy places the organism in Eukaryota, Viridiplantae, Streptophyta, Magnoliopsida, Fabales, Fabaceae. The coding region runs from base 47 to 2995 and encodes 982 amino acids.
UUCAAAUAAGAUUUUAAAAUAAUCAUAAUAAUAAAUUCCCAUUCUGAUGGCUGACGGUUCUUCACCUCACUCUCAACCUUUAUCACUACUAGCAGGAGAUAAAGUUAAAGAUGCAAAUCAAGAUGAUCGGUGUAGGGAAACUGAACUCUUCGAGGACACCUUGGCACUCAAUAAUCAUUUCACUGAAAUGGAGCUUGAAUAUCUCAAUCUGAACACUGAGAUUGUAGAGGAUUCAGACCCUGCAGAAAAUGUGACAACCAACCCAGUAUGUGAGUACGAACAAGAAGUGGUGCUUGAUAGUGAGGACGAAGAAAUGAAUAAUAGAGAUGCAGCAACUGUUGCCAAAGGAUUUAUUGAGGAUGAAACUAGUCCAACAGUGAAAAAUCCUUUGAUGCUCCAGAAGAGGCUAUACAAGCCACCUUGUGAGCAAGCAGACUCAAAUGCCACCAUUUUUGGAAAAUCUGCUGCUGGGGCCAAAGUAGCUUCCGUUGAUGCUGACAGCUUUGAUAACGACAACCAUUUAUAUCUCUCUGCAAGGUUAAAUCACAUCCACUCACCAGAGCCUGGGGAUUCAACCCAGGCUGCACUUGGCUUUGUGGAUCAGUAUUUGUCAUUGAAUGAUGUGGAUUUGUUUCAAGGAAUUCAUCGUAGAAAGACCACCAGGGAGAAAUCACCUCAUGUCCUGAGUGCAAAAGGACCACUAAAUCUGGCUAAGAAAAUUAAAGUUCAAACUCAAAAUGAAGAAAAAGAACCUUUCAAAUGGGUUGACAGUGAACAAAAUGACGACAAAGCUGGUUUGUUUGGUAAAAAAAUUAAAGCACCUCCAAACUUUGGAAGCUACAAACAGACAUAUACACGAAGAAGACAGAAAAAAGGUGGUCAUCUUCAGAGCCAAGGAAACUGCAGUGCAAGCAGUAGAUGUGAUGAGACUUUAGGCCAAGGACCAAGAAUGGCAACUGAAAAUAAUAACUCUAUCAAUGAGUUGGAUGUUCAGUCAAGUGCUAUGAGAGAGAACUUUAAUGUUUAUUCCAGUGUAACACAUAUAGGAGACAUGUCUGAUAUUGGUUUAGACACUCAAAUAGCUGCUGAAGCUAUGAAUGCCUUAGCCUUUUUGCACCCUUCUGGCUGUCAUUUCAAUGAUACUCACCUACCAGAGAAUGCAUCUGAUGGCUCUUUAAGUGAUUUCAUAGAGAAUGAAGGUCUUCUGAAAAAUUCUUCAUAUAGACAGAAUCCUGGUUUACAUUCUGUCACAAUAGAGUCAAAUAAGAAAAAUGCAUCUUCCUCUAGAUUUAGUAAUAUAACUUCUAGCUCAUCUUGCAAACACACUGACAAGCAGGAGCCAAAUCUUGUCUCAGAAAAAAUGAAAAAACUUAUGAAAAGCAAGUUAACUGCUGAGGGACAGUUUGAAAAUAAUACUAGUUUGCCAAUAUGCAGUAAACAUGCAUCACUUGAAGAGGAUCACUCACUAGGAGCGCAUGUAAGUUUUCAGUCUACUACAAAGGAAUGCACAAAUUGGAACAAUGAGAGCAGACAGACAUGGAUCAAAGAUCAACCAAGCUAUCCUACAGAGAGGAAGAAUAAUGUCAAGGAUAAGAGUAUUAUUAGACACAAGAGGAAGGGGAAUGGUUUAGUAGCAUCUGAUCCAGUGAAGUUGGGUGUUGGGACAAAGCGUCUUAAAUUGCCUACCAAUUUGUGUGCAAUUGCUAGGAAGAGCGGGUUGAAUCAUCAGGCUCAAGUUAGUCCACAAUUAUCUGCAACCAGCACUCUUUUAAGGAUUGACUCUUUCUUUUAUCCAAAAAGACCAAGAGGGAAACGAAAGGGGCCUAGUGUGCAAAUCAAUCUCAAUGCACCUACAGAUUUGUGCAUUGAUGAAAAAGAAAGCAAUGCCUUCUCCAUUGGAAGUCUGGAAGACCAAGAUGAUGUGGAUAAAUCAUGUUUUCCUCACAACCACCCACUUUGCAAUGCUUCAUGUGUUGACAAUGGCAGAUGCAUGUUACUGGGGAACUCUGUUCAACCAGGCCCAGCUAGUGAUGCAAUGAAAUUUGAAAACCUGCUUGAUAUGCAUCCUUUAUUGCUGGCACAUGUUGAAAUAUCAUCAAACAAGAGUGUUGCACAAUCGAGAUCAGAAAUUCCAGCUACAGUUGCCCCAAGCAAAGGCAUAAAUAUUUCAAAUGCUAACCAUACUUACACUGGGCACCACAAAAAGCCAUGUGACAAAAACCUGCCAAAGACUUCGCUUUUGAAGGAGCUUAUCAGAAUAGGAGGCCCUGACUCCACUUCAGAUAUGAUGUGGAAAGAUCUUAGACACCGGAGAGAUAUGACAGAUGUUAGAAUUCUGUUUAGCCAACAUUUGCAUGACAGUAUCAUCAAGCAGCAAAAAAAGAUCUUGGCACGUCUCAAUAUAUCUGUUGCAGCAAGCUCAAUGGAGGCCACACAUUUCGUAGCAGACAAAUUUACACGCACAAAGAAUAUGUUGGAAACAAUGGCCCUUGGGAAAUUAGUCGUGACACACUUAUGGCUUGAGAGCUGUGGACAAGCCAAUUGCUUUAUUGAUGAGAAAAAUUACAUUUUGAGGGAUACAAAAAAGGAAAAGGAAAUAGGCUUUAGCAUGCCUGUUUCUCUUGCACAAGCAAGACAGAAGCCACUCCUAGAGGGUAAAAGAGUCUACAUCACGCCACAUGUUAAACCUGAUAAGGAAGUGAUUACAAGUUUGGUCACUGCUGUUCAUGGACAGGUAGUGGAUGAAAGUCAGAUAUGUUCACACAAGAAUGAUAAUACCUUAGAUGAUUUGUUGAUUAUUUCUUGUGAAGAUGACUAUGCGAUAUGCCACCAUUUCCUUGAGAGAGGAACUUCUGUUUACAGUUCAGAGCUUGUUCUAAAUGGAAUCGUAAUCCAAAAAUUGGAACUUGAGAGACAUCAACUCUUCAUGAAUCAAGUUACAAGGAAUAACCCAAGUACGUGUAAACGGUAUGGGAAGGUUUACAGUAGGCGUUGAGGCCCUUUUCUGGACCGUGGCUGAUUUUUGA